CAAGUGACAAAGUUUCACUCUGCUCAAGACCGGUCCACAAGACCAGUAAAACAAGCUCGAUAUGGCUUCGGCAUCUGAAAAAAUUACUCUAGUAAUCUGUGGUGGAGGAAAUGCUUCUCAUGCUUGGGCAGGGAUCGCUUCUUCUCAACCCAACACCGAGGUCCGUGUUCUUACUUUGUUCCAAGAUGAAGCASAGCGUUGGUCAGACUCGCUUGCCAAGGARGACUUUACCGUCACCCUUUACAAACAUGGCGAGAAAUGUGGAGAGUURAAGACCAAACCAGCGAUUGUAACAAAGGAUCCUAGUAAAGCCAUCCCAGGGUGUGACGUCAUUGCUUUUGUGUUACCAGCAUUUGCAGAUGAGCUGUACUUGCAGGAAAUCAAACCCUAUUUGAAGCCUGACAUGAUUCUGGUAGGAUUCCCAGGACAAGCAGGGUUCGAGUUUCAAGUUAAAGCAAUCCUUGGAGACUUAGCCAAUCAAAUAAGUCUUAUCAAUUACGAGUCGUUACCAUGGGCAACACGUAUUACAGAGUUUGGCAAGUCAUGUGAUGUACUUGGGACAAAGAACGCCAUGAUGGGUGCUUUGAGGGUUGGAUCAGGCAAGCCCAAACACGACCCCCAUGAUGUAGUACAGAAGUUGAUAGGAGAAAAACCAACUCUUACCACCAAAGGUCACUUACUGGCCGCCAACCUCAUGUCUGCUAAUGCCAUCCUACAUACUAGUAUCCUUUAUGCCAAAUGGUCAACCUGGGAUGGAAAACCAGUCGCUGAACGGCCUUUGUUCUACCAAGGACUCAGUAAGGAAGCAGCAGCUCUUUUAAGCAGUAUGUCUGAUGAAGUACGAUUGAUUGCCGAUGCUAUUGCUGCACAGGGACCCCAAUACGACAUGUCUGAAGUGAUUCAUCUCCAUCCCUACUACUGCGAUCGUUACAAAUACGAUGUAGAUGACAAGACAUCACUCUACACAGCAAUCCGAACCAAUGCAGCYUUYAAAGGUCUUCUUCAUCCAAUGAAACAAACCGAAGACGGCAAAUGGUUACCUGAUUUUAUCAACUAUAGAUACUUCACUGAAGAUAUUCCCUGUGGUCUUGUCGUCAUGCGAGGAAUUGCCGAAUUAAUGGGCGUAUCAACUCCAAAUAUGGACAAGGUCUUGACUUGGGCACAARGGCUGAUGGGAAAGAAAUACCUGGUGGAUGGKAAGAUCAAAGGAGAAGACGUGAAAGAUACCCGCGCACCUCARAGAUAUGGUUUCACUACAUUAAAAGAUAUGGAAUGACUUWAGUUGCUUUUGAACAACAAAAAAUGUGAUGUAAGAUAACAUGAAGUGUAAACCGUUGAGCCAACUUUAUGUAUUAGAGUAGAAUAGAAUAAAGUAUAAGUUUUGAUAACCAACGAUGUAAUAGUGGUCGACAAAUAUCGGCAAUUGAAAUAAAACUGAACAAAUUGCAAGCUGAAAAA
Molecule: messenger RNA, 1458 nt
Organism: Exaiptasia diaphana
Lineage: Eukaryota; Metazoa; Cnidaria; Anthozoa; Actiniaria; Aiptasiidae
Product: tauropine dehydrogenase
Exons: 2
Coding region: 62-1276 (404 amino acids)
Molecular function (GO): oxidoreductase activity
Source: RefSeq, a predicted model, not a curated record